CAGUAUUUCAUUCUAAACUAGUGUGGUUGCGGAGAGUAGCCGAGUUGUGAUCUAUGCGUAGUAUAGCGUUGUCACAGUAGACGAAGUGAUGUAAAGGCUAUUACGCGAAAUCGACGCAUCCGUAUAGUUCUAACACGCGCCUAAAGUACGCGCGUGUGGGUAGAACCGGCGCAUGUUACCAUUGAAUUGCCCAGAAAACGAGCGAUGUGUAGUUUGCGUGCAAGUCAUUGAGUAUGUGAUAUUGAGUGAGGUCUUGCACCGCUGGAAACCUAGCAAAUAGCAAAAAAUGUAACAUAUCCUCGUUUUUGAUGCUACCGAAUCAAGUGAACGAAUAACUCAUUUAACGGCGCGCAUCAGACACGCGCGGUUCUCGUUUCCGGACGCAUUUUUAACGCAUCGCACAAGAAUCUCUGAAUUGUACAGCAGUAUCUUAUAAAUUCAGCUGCUUUAUUGGACAUUAUUUAAUGUAACUGAUUGUGAUUUGGAAAUAUUAAAUGGUUGGUGCGGUACAAGGCCCACGCGGAGGUGGAUAUUCUGCGAACAAUAUCAAGAUAACAUAAACACUUUUAAAGAGUUAACCUCACAAAUCUGUUAAUCAUAAAUCAGCCCUGCUGAAUGUGACUGAUCAACCCAUAACAUGGAAUAUUUACGUCCGUAUCUAGAGCAUUGGUACAUUGUACCCAGAGCAGUAUUGCGACUGCUCUUCAUAUUGCUGAACAAUGCCUACUGCAUUCCCACCUAUGUUGUCUGGAUGAUUCUGCUCUCGCCGCUGAAGAAAAUCAAUCCGGAUACGUUUUGGCGUAUUGAGGGCUAUUUCUUUCAUUGGUUGUUGGCGAUGGUGUCGAUGUGGAGUUGGAGCGCUGGAUACGAUGUGGUUGAAAUGGGCGAUGAUAUACAUGAUUGUUUAGAAGAGCGCACACUUGUGAUUGCUAAUCAUCAGAGCACUGCAGAUGUGCCUCUGCUGAUGGCUUGCUUCAACCCCAAGAAGGGUGUCACCUCAAAUCUAAUGUGGAUUAUGGACAGUCUCUUCAAGUAUACAAACUUUGGUAUUGUAAGCGUACUGCAUCAGGACUUCUUUAUUAAAUCGGGUAAAAGUAGUAGGGAGCAAUCAAUUCAUGAAUUAGUAACGCACAUAUUAGAGUCGUAUAUUCCGCGGCAUCGGAACUGGAUGGUGCUCUUUCCUGAAGGUGGUUUUCUUCGUAAAAGACGCGCCGUUUCGCAGAAAUACGCUCAAAAAAACAAUCUGCCCGUCCUGAACAAUGUGUCGUUGCCACGAGUUGGCGCACUGCAUGCCAUCAUGAGUACUGUGGGUCCAGGGCAAGCAGCCAACAACAAUGCUGUGAUUGAAGACCGGCCAGUAGCGGUGAAAGCGAAAUUAGCCUUCGUACUAGAUAUAACAGUAGCAUAUCCCAAGGGAGUACCUUUAGAUUUAAAGGAUAUUAUUUUCGGAAUUCGGGCGCCAUGCAAAACGGUGCUCUUUUACAGGCUGUACUCGUGCCAGGACAUACCGCACGACACCGAGGGCCUCUCCAAGUGGCUCUUUGAUCGUUUCGAAGAGAAAGAGCGCAUGUUGGAAACGUUCUAUCGCACGGACGAUAUCCCCGCCGCCGAUUAUUGUAAACAGCCAAUUCAGCCGAGCGUCGUUGCGCAGGAUUGUCUACGUUUCCUUAUCUUGCAUAUAUUUUUUUUCACAUCCACUUAUAUCCAUGUGCAAAUGUUCAUGGCCGUGUACGACUAUUACAACUAUCUGAUAAAUUAACAAACGGCUGUGCCAUCGUUGGUCUAUAUUUUGGAGAUGUACUUUAUUUAAGGUGGUGUGUGUUUUGGGUACGGAAAAGAGUAUUAUGGACUUUUGUGAUUUUUGUACCUUGCGCACACACUGCCACGGCGCAUGCGCAUCACACUGAAAUGGUUUGCAACUUGAUAACGAUGGUCAGCUAGAUUUUACAUCCAACUAGUCAAUUUUUUAUUAGUUUUGUGAGAUUAUGUUAACUCUAAUGGUUUAAUACUAAUACUCGAUAACCUUGUGCGUGCGUUUUCAUACGUAUUCCACACUUAUUCAUCACGAGAAUGGCGGCGGCGAGUGGCACGAGACGAAAAUACUUGCCACGAGUUUAGAUUUUGUAAUAAUUGACCAAAAACAGAACUAUAACAAAUAAUAACCAAUAAUAGCGGAUAUGUUUAGGUAGAUCUUUACAAUUGUAAUACAAUAGGUGAUAAUAAGUGGUGUGGUUGAAUGCAAGGCGUGAAAAUGAGGUAGUUUUCUAGACAAUUGUUCGUUGUCAGUGGAAGAAGACGACUCUGGUUGUGUUAUAAAUAUUUAAAAAAUUCAUUUUUGAUACGAAUUUAGCGCUGUGUGCAUGAGCUGCUUGUACAAAUACCAAUUGCCAAGUAGUUACCGCGCUCUGUUUUAUCAUUGCUUUGUUAUAACAAUGUUGUUACUGAUUGAUUUGAAAAAUCGUCGUUUUGGUAUACCAAAAAUGUCUGUAAUGAAUGCAGGGUAAUAUAUUUUCUCACUGAACUUUAGAGAUAUUCUAGAAUGAAGCGUGCGCAACACAAAAGGGCCAUUAAUGUGUGUUAUUUAUCGGUUAUUUCUAAGUGAAACCUUCGAUUGCAGCUUGUAUUGUGAUAACAAUCGCCAACUUUAAGAAUCAAACUAAUUGCUGUCCACACGUCAAUUCAAUUACAAUAACUGAGCGAAUGUUUGUUUAAUUAAGGCAUUUUUAUCAUUGUGUAAAUAAUGAAUGAGCUUAAUUCAGAUUCAGUGCUUGACUUGAGCUGAUUUAUUUCGAUGCAAUACAAUGGACACAAUUAUAGUGCGCACUUUUAUAUUACUACCAGGUGGAUAUAUGUGUAAAUUUAAUGUACACAUUGAUUAUUUAAUAUUUUUCAUACUGAGAAAUAUUGAAAAAAAUGCAUAUUGAAAUACUUGCA
This is a messenger RNA of Dalotia coriaria, 2934 nucleotides long. Its product is annotated as acyl-CoA:lysophosphatidylglycerol acyltransferase 1-like. Gene Ontology annotation, molecular function: acyltransferase activity. Bases 638 to 1759 code for a protein of 373 amino acids. The record is from RefSeq and is a predicted model, not a curated record. NCBI's taxonomy places the organism in Eukaryota, Metazoa, Arthropoda, Insecta, Coleoptera, Staphylinidae. Gene Ontology annotation, biological process: phosphatidylinositol acyl-chain remodeling. The transcript has 5 exons. Gene Ontology annotation, cellular component: endoplasmic reticulum; endomembrane system.